ACCCAAUUGUUUAGUGCACUUCUCUUUUUUCUUCUUCAUUAUAACAAAAAAAAACAUUUCUUUUUUCUUAUAAAUUUACAUACAAAUAUUUUAAAAAUGGUCAACGUAGGUAUUAACGGUUUUGGUCGUAUCGGCCGUAUUGUUCUUCGUGCUACACAAAGCAACCCCGAUGUCAAGGUGGUUGCCAUCAAUGAUCCUUUUAUUCCUCUUGAAUACAUGGCCUACAUGUUAAAGUAUGAUUCUGUUCAUGGUCGUUUCGAUGGUACUGUCGAGGUCAAGGAUAACCAACUCGUUGUCAACGGUAAUGCUAUCUCGGUCUCUGCUGAACGCGAUCCUAGUCAAAUUCCCUGGGGUGAGCAUGGUGCCGAUUAUGUUGUUGAGUCCACCGGUGUCUUCACUACUAUUGAAGGAGCCUCUGCUCAUUUAAAGGGUGGCGCCAAGAAGGUCAUUAUUUCUGCUCCCUCCGCUGAUGCCCCCAUGUUUGUUUGUGGUGUCAACCUUGAUUCCUACAAGUCCGAAUAUCAAAUCAUCUCAAACGCCUCAUGUACAACCAACUGUUUGGCUCCUCUUGCAAAGGUUAUUCAUGACAACUUUGGUAUUGCUGAAGGUUUGAUGACUACUGUACAUGCUACCACUGCUACUCAAAAGACAGUGGAUGGUCCUUCUAACAAGGAUUGGAGAGGUGGUCGUGGUGCUGGUGCCAACAUUAUUCCUUCCUCUACAGGUGCUGCCAAGGCAGUUGGUAAAGUUAUUCCCGAGUUGAAUGGCAAGUUAACAGGUAUGGCUUUCCGUGUUCCCACACCCGAUGUCUCUGUUGUGGAUCUUACUGUCAACCUUGUCAACCCUGCCAGUUAUGAUGAAAUCAAGGCUGCUAUCAAGAAGGCGUCUGAAACCACAAUGAAGGGUAUUCUUGGCUAUACUGAAGAUAGUGUCGUAUCCACUGACUUCGUCGGCGAGACUCAUUCUUCUGUAUUCGAUGCUACUGCUGGUAUUCAACUUUCACCCAAGUUUGUCAAGCUUGUUUCAUGGUAUGAUAAUGAGUUUGGUUACUCUCAACGUGUAGUUGAUCUUUUGGUACAUGCUGCCAAGGUGGAUGGUGCUCUUUAAAUUGGGACUUUUCAUCGCUUUCUCAUUAUUGCAUUAUAUCACAUUUCUUUCUCUUAUAAAAAAAUUUCUUUUACUUUAAUAAAAGGAGAUUUUUAAAAAAAAUCGGUUCUAGUUCUUUUUGAGCUUGGAAUUGAUUUGUUUAAAUUUUGCAUAUAAAAAAA
Messenger RNA from Mucor mucedo, 1268 nucleotides. Its product is annotated as glyceraldehyde-3-phosphate dehydrogenase 1. The transcript has a single exon. Bases 97 to 1107 code for a protein of 336 amino acids. Gene Ontology annotation, biological process: glucose metabolic process. Gene Ontology annotation, molecular function: NAD binding; oxidoreductase activity, acting on the aldehyde or oxo group of donors, NAD or NADP as acceptor; NADP binding. Lineage: Eukaryota; Fungi; Mucoromycota; Mucoromycetes; Mucorales; Mucoraceae. The record is from RefSeq and is a predicted model, not a curated record.